AUGAUCCGCGCAUCGAAGUCACCGUGGGCCUCCCCAAUCGUUGUCAUCGUGAAGAAGAAUGGAGUCGACAUUAGACUCUGCGUCGAUUACAGAUUGGUCAACGGGUUGACCCAGCUGAUGGUGUAUCCAAUGCCACUGGUCACGGAUCACUUGGAGGAUCUGUCUGGAUAUGGCCAACGGGUUUUGGUGCCCAUGACAGACCGAUCCCGUCUCAUCUCUGCUUUCGUCACACCGUUCGGGUUGUUCGAGUGGCUGCGCAUGCCAUUCGGUCUGUGCAAUGCACCGCGGAUAUACCAGCGGUUGAUAGAUAAUGCGCUAUACGGGUUCUGGAAGCUGUCCCCGACGGAGAACACCCGCGAUGUUUUCAAGGACGGGAUCCCGUCUAAACCUGGAGCGGGGUCCGUUUUGGGUCGCCGGUCGUACGUCGAUGAUAUCCUCAUCCUGAUCGGAGGCACAACAUGGGACGACCUUUGCCAAAAGGUGGAACGCCUCUUGGAAGUCUGUGAAGAAUGGAAUUUAUCGAUCAGCGUGGAGAAGAGCGAAUGGGGGAUGUCGAAACACGUUUCGAGUCCUGAGACGCGCGAUCUAGACAAGUGGACGCACGCGGAACGGGCGUUCGACAGGCUCCGUAGCAAGAUCGCGACCACGCCCAUGUUGAAACAUUUCGACGUCGAGAAACAGCCGGCGGUGAUCGUGUACGCAAGUGACUGGGCAGUGUCAGCCGUCCUAGCUCAAGACCACGACGGGGUAUAUCUGCCGGUCAAAUUCACUAGUCGGACGUUGAAGCCCAACGAGUUGAAUUACAGCAUCGCGGAGAAAUACUGCGCGUCCUGA
Molecule: messenger RNA, 834 nt
Organism: Phytophthora megakarya
Lineage: Eukaryota; Oomycota; Peronosporomycetes; Peronosporales; Peronosporaceae
Source: the annotation of a GenBank genome assembly